CCCUUCCACUCUGCUUGAUCCAGGCUGGGGUCUAGGGUGAAUUGGAUCGGGGACAGCCACGAGAGCAAGAUAUGCCCAUAGGAAGUCGGCAUUGAGAAAAGACAAGGACAUCCUAGCCAAGAUGAAUGAGGACGAGCAAAAUCACUCUGCCCUUUUAAUCAGGGUUAAAAACCCAGCCGAACCGGAGGAAUUAAAGCCAGGAGACAUUAUUGAGAUUUUCCGUUCUUCUUGUCAGCACUGGGCCCUAUACGUAGGGGAUCAGCAAGCGGUCCAUUUGAUAACUGAAUGUGAACAUUUUGCCGAUGGCUCUCCCAACCCCUUGGCCAUCUUAUCCGAGAGAGUUUGUGUAAAGAAGGAUUGGCUGGAAGACGUCGUCCGGAAGGACAGGUACCGAGUGAAUAAUAAACAUGAUGAGACCCACCCACCGCUACCCCUCUCCAAGAUCCUGUGGCAGACGGAGGAAUUGGUCGGAAAGGAGAUGCCGUACAGCCUGAGCAGCCAAAACUGUGAAAAUUUUGUUAUGGAGCUACGUUAUGGACCGGAAGUGAGUGAACAGGAAGAAAUUAAACCAGGAGACCUGAUUGAGAUUUUCCGUUCUUGCUAUCAACACUGGGGUAUCUACGUCGGAGAGGGCAAAGUUGUCCAUUUAGCCCCCGAAUGUGACCGACUUGCGAAUGGGGCUGCCAGCGUCCUGGCGGUCUUGUCCGACCGAGCGUAUGUGAAGAAAGAUUGGCUGGAAACGGUGGUGCGGAAUGACCAAUACCGAGUGAACAACAAACACGACCAUACGUAUCCCCCUCUGCCCCUAACUAAGACCCUCGAGCGGGCAGAAGAGCUGGUGGGCAAAGAGAUGCCCUACAACCUGACCAGUCACAACUGCGAACACUUUGUCAUGGAGUUGCGAUAUGGCAUUGCGAUGAGUGAUCAGGUCACUGAAGCCAUUGCUGUGGGAACAAUUGGCAUGAUGGGCGUGGCGGCCGCCAUGAUCCGAUCCGCGGCCAAAUGGCGCAAGCAUUACAACGAAUAGCUGGUGGGGAGGGGGCGGAGGCCUCCAUGGCAGGAUUUUUACCAGCUCUGGGGGUGUUUGGACUGCCUAGUGUCUUUUAUUUGCCAUAUUGUUUUCAGACCACCAGACCAAAAAUUAAUCAGAUUUUGUGGCAGAAAGCCACCACCCGCAUCGUGCUUGGAGCCAAUAAAACUCUCUUGAGGACUUAA
Pantherophis guttatus is the source of this 1215-nucleotide messenger RNA. RefSeq lists its product as uncharacterized. Gene Ontology annotation, molecular function: A2-type glycerophospholipase activity; glycerophospholipid phospholipase A1 activity. The record is from RefSeq and is a predicted model, not a curated record. NCBI's taxonomy places the organism in Eukaryota, Metazoa, Chordata, Lepidosauria, Squamata, Colubridae. Gene Ontology annotation, biological process: N-acylphosphatidylethanolamine metabolic process. Gene Ontology annotation, cellular component: cytoplasm.